AUGAAUAAAACCAUAGAUUUCUCUCUCCCUCCAGGUUUCAGGUUUCAUCCCACUGAUGAGGAGCUUAUGUUCUAUUUGAAGAACAAGGUUUCUUCUUCAACCAGUCAACUAGCCUCCUUAAUAGCUGAUACCGAUCUCUACAAACUGAAUCCAUGGGAACUUCCUGAUAAGGCCUACUUCGGCGACAGUGAAUGGUUUUUUUUCAGUCCCCGUGAUAGGAAGUAUCCCAAUGGUGUGCGUCCCAACAGAACAGCUACGUCUGGCUAUUGGAAAGCUACAGGAAAGGACAAGCCAAUCCUUUCUUCCCUUGCAUCGCGGUGUGUUGGUGUGAAGAAAGCUCUUGUGUUUUACAAAGGUCGCCCCCCGAAAGGCACAAAAACUGAAUGGAUGAUGGAUGAGUACAGACUUCUCAACACUAGCCAUCAAUGUACCACGAAUAAAAGAUCAAUGAGAUUGGAUGACUGGGUUUUAUGCCGUGUUCGCCACAAGAGCUAUAUCCCAGAAUCUGGAAAGCAUAAUGGUGGCAGCAGCAGCAGCUUUGAAAGUCCUCUGCCUUGUGAUCUUGAGGAGCAUGGAGAAGAAGAAGAAGAUGAUGAAAAUUAUACAAACAAUAACACUAAAAAUAUGGAUCAUCUUAAAGAUUAUGGAAUCAUAUUCCAAGAAAGUGAAGCAGCAGUAAAUGGAAAUGGACAGCAAGACUUAGAGGGAUGGACUUAUAAACAACCCUCUAUGUCUAAUGGGAAUUAUGACAUAAAAAUGAAUUCCUGUGUAAACGAUGCUUUGGAAACAAUCAAACGAGUGCUUUCUCUGGGAGCUUUAGAUGAACAAGAACAGUCGGAAUGCCCAAACAAGAGAUCGUGUUAUCUCUCUACAUCCAGAGCAGGUUUAGCCUUAGCAGUUGGCAUAGCAAUGGUAGCAGCGGCCUUAGGCUUGGCAGCAGGAGCUGGCUCCUUCGCAGUAGAUUUGGAAACAGAAUGGAUCCAGUUCUCCCAAAAAAGGCAGCAUUGCAGAUUUGGCAGUAGACCUCCGCCUCUAGUCGCCUCGCUAAUCCGUUUACAGCAAGCCUGGGCAAGUCUUGGAGCGGACGCCACCGGUUGUUGGGAGCUGUGUUGCCGGCGAUGA
Fraxinus pennsylvanica is the source of this 1122-nucleotide messenger RNA. Lineage: Eukaryota; Viridiplantae; Streptophyta; Magnoliopsida; Lamiales; Oleaceae. The record is from the annotation of a GenBank genome assembly.